AUGAGAAACCCAGUAAAGUCACUGGCGAGCUCAAGCAAAACCCAUUUGGAAGAAACCAAUGGAGAAGAUUACAAAACCAUUUCUGCUUCUUCAGAAGAUGUGAGAGAGGAGAUAGAGCGUGAACUGGCUGAAGUUACAUUUGGGGACCUGCAAAAAGCACGCAUCGGAUGGUUCGCAUUUGGUUUACCAAAAGCAAAAUCAAGAAAAGAAGCCGGAGAGACACAAGAACAGUGCGAAGAACCCGUGAGUCGGUUUAGAGAGGUUGUUCAAGCUCCUAAAAAAGUGGUACGUGACCCUCGUUUUGAAUCACUGUGUGGUAACCUCGAUGUUGAUGGGUUUAGGAAGAGAUAUGAUUUCCUUUUUGAAAAUAAUCUUCCUGCUGAAAAAGAGGAACUGAAGAGCAAUUGAAGAAACAAAUGACCCGAAUGUAUUGAGGAAUUGAAGAAGCAUGUAUCCUGGAUUGACAAACAAUUAAAGUUUGAAACAGCAAAGAGUAGUGAUGCUGCAAUACUUUCUGAGCACAAGAAUAAAGAGAGAGAAGCUGCAAUACAUGGGAAACGACCCUUCUAUCUUAAAAAAUCUGAAAUCCGGAAGCAAAGACUUGUUGAGAAAUAUAACAAACUCAAGGCAUCUGGCAAGCUUGAAUCCUUCAUUGAGAAGAAAAGAAGGAAAAAUGCUUCCAAAGAUCACAAAUAUAUGCCAUAUCGUCGACCCAACACCAACACCGAGCUAUAGAAGUAAUAUCUUUACAAGUUUUUGGUUGGUCUAUUCCUUAAAUUCCAUCCAAUAAAUGUUGGUAUCAUUAACCUAUCUUUUAGGGUAAAGAAUAGGGUUUGAAACAGGAGUCAGCAGUUUUGUAGUUGUAGUUUAGAAUUGGGUAAAACAUUUUUUUUUUCUUUUUUGGCAAACCCAGUAAUUGUAUAGAAGAGGGAGAAAAAUACAGGGAGGGGGAACAAGCCCCACAACCAGCCACUCUUGGACAUGCCCAUAGAUGGAUAUGGUUGGUUCAGCAUCUUUGUCAUAGUUUCUGUAGAAUCUCUUCAAUUAUUGCUAAGAGAUGUUUAGUGACAAUUCAAAUCAAGGAUCACUGAACAAUAAUAUCAUUAUUCUUCUUCCGCCGGGAUGGGGGUUUGUAUUAUUUGGCA
This is a messenger RNA of Pistacia vera, 1145 nucleotides long. RefSeq names its product ribosomal RNA processing protein 36 homolog. Gene Ontology annotation, biological process: maturation of SSU-rRNA from tricistronic rRNA transcript (SSU-rRNA, 5.8S rRNA, LSU-rRNA). Gene Ontology annotation, cellular component: 90S preribosome; nucleolus. The transcript has 9 exons. The record is from RefSeq and is a predicted model, not a curated record. NCBI's taxonomy places the organism in Eukaryota, Viridiplantae, Streptophyta, Magnoliopsida, Sapindales, Anacardiaceae.